GCCGGUGCUUAUAGUGGAAGACAGUAUAGGUGUGACGCAGCGAGGCGCCUGUACACACGACGUAGCAGCAUUGCCAGGCGAAUCGCGCGACACGUGCGUCCUCGCUACGUCGCUGGCACCAGCAGUGUAGUCCGGGUGGGCAGUCCGCGCCGCCGACCGAGCAGCGGAAGGGACGUCGAGAGAACACGAGUGUCGCCAGUUCUUGUCCAAGACACGUAGUUCGCGAUCGGCGCGAACCGGGCGAGCGUAGCCGGACGUUGCGGCCGUCGCCGGCGCCGGGGACGUCGGACUUCCGCCGCAGCGGCCGGCAGGACAGUGAGGGCCCGAGAGCUCAGGGCCGCCCUCGCCGCCAGCAUGGAGGUCGUUGCCGACGACGAGCCUAUUCAGCCGGAUCCCCUGGCUGCCGUUGCCGCCGCCGCCGCCGCCGCCGCCGCUGCAGCUCAGUCGCACCACCACCAGCAGCAGCAUCCCGCCAACAAUCACCAGCACUACCCGCAGUAUCCCAAACACGAUUCAAAUGGCGGUGGGGGAGGUGGUCGACUGGGUUCAAGGGGCAACGGCAGUUACGAAGGUGGUGAAAGGAGAAUGGUAGACAUUACAAGGGAUAAGCCAAUAAAAGUAGCCGUAAGGGUGCAAGUCCCCGUUCGAGACCAUCCAAAGUUCAAUUUUGUGGGUAAGCUUUUGGGACCAAAAGGAAAUUCGUUAAAGCGGCUACAAGAGGACACGAUGUGCAAAAUGGCUGUGCUCGGACGAGGUUCCAUGAAAGACAGACAAAAGGAAGAGGAAUUAAGGGUGAGCGGAGAUCCUAAGUUUUCACAUUUGAUGGAGGAUCUGCACGUUGAGAUAUCCGCCUACGCGACGCCAGCGGAGGCACACGCCAGAAUUGCCUAUGCCCUUGCCGAGGUCCGUCGCUUCUUAGUUCCUGACUACAACGACGACAUUCGCCAAGAGCAAAUGUGGGAGAUGCAGAUACUGAACACGCAGAGCCGCGAGGGCGCGCAGGCGGUGGAAGCGCCACUGAGCCCGGCCUCGAGCCUCGAGGCGGCCAACUCGCCGACAGCAGCGACCACCGCCAACUCCAUAGACGGCCAAGAGGACGGAGGAGCCACGAGGCCGACACCCUCGCCACCCCAUCCGCAGGCCUGCCUCAAGGGUCAGCCCGCCACCGUUCUACCCGCCGUCACAUCCAGCCUCGCAGGAGGACGCAAGCGACCGCUGCUGCCAGGAGCGCGGCCAGCAAUGUCACCAACGAAGCGCACGGUAAUGUCGCUACUUGCGCGAGCGCGCGCCGCGCAAAACAAGGAUCCGCUGCAGCAGUCGGCCGUGUCGAUCGUCGGUCCGACGACGGUGCCGCACCAGCCGGUGGCCGCUUCGCCGCUAAUCCAGGCUGCCCUCCAGCAGCUGCCCGCGGGGCCCGCCGGCGCAGCCGCGCAACCCAGCGCCCAGCAAGUCAGUCCGGCUAGUCAGCAGCAGCAGCUGCAGCAGCAGCUCGCCCAGAGCUUGCAAACGCAGAGGCAGCCACUUAUUCAGUCGCACGCGCAACACCAGGUCCUCGCGCCCGCUAUCCACGGACUGCUUCACGCGCAGAGAGCAGCCGCCGGGGCGACGGUGCUCCCAAUUCUGCGCGAGGACUUUAUGGCCGGAGUGAACCAGCACCAAGUGCAGAAUGUCCACAUCGCGUGAAUCGACGCCGCCUCGGCGUCUGCACUCUACCCAGCAGCAGUCAGCGUCGAGCGCACCGGACCCAAGCACUUGGACAUCACUUAUUGAUAGUUAGCCACUUAUUCGUCGCACCGAGCGUAAUCAGCGCCGCCUGAGCCGACAAAGAUGCGCGUAUACACGCACCUACAGGUAGCAGCAGUUUGCCAAAACCGAUAAACUCUUACCCUUUACCAGACACGAUUCCAGACUUAUCCUAAGCUCCCCGAGAGUUUUCUCCUAUUUCCUCGAACUUAUCAGUUCCCUUCGCCGAAUCUAUCCUUAUUUUUCGCACUGGUGGUGCUUCACUCCAAAAAGUAAAUAUUUUCGAUGACUUUGACACCUGCGACGAUAAAGAGGGCCAACAAACGUCGCCGAGGCUCUACGCUCAUCUUCCAUUUCACAUUCGUGCAGAGUUUUAUCGUUUUUACUGUUGUGCAAAAGAGGGCAAUGUUGUUAUAUUACCGACAAAAACUUUUUGCACUUGGACCGAACGCUCAACGUCAUCGCGUUGGAAAUCGGAGCAAAUGCAUUUUUACAAUGAAUUUUUUAAUCCAGGGACUACAACACAUCAACAACGAAAUACCAUUAAAACUACAUUGCUCCAAUUUACAAACUUCGAAAACUUUUUCAAUGUAUCACAUGUACAACAGUUUUUCGACUCUAUUGCAAAUUGAUGUGCCAAUCAUGUUAUUCUUUCUGAACGAAUUUAUUGCCAUUGAUGUGAUCUUCUUGUAUCGAUGUGUGGAAAUGUAAUUGAUCAAAGAACUAAAUAUUGGUUUUUUCUUCUUUUCUUUUUAUAUAGAAAUUUUUCAAAGAAAAUAUAUUCUUCUUUGAUAACGAAGUCAUUAAAUUUUACAAUGAAAAGAUUCAAUGAUGUUAAUGUUGAAACAAUGAAAUUUCUGUGACGCCGAUAGAAAUUAAUAACGCGUUCGAAAAUUACGGAGACAUCGUAUGCCAGUGAUGAAUUUUCGAAUACUCUGAGAGUUGUCGAUUAUCGAGUGACACUUAUUUCUCAUUGAUUUUUUACGUAAAAUAAAACUUGCCUACUUUGUUCGUGCGAGGUGAAUUCUAUACAUCCGUAGUUUAAUGUGUCGAUUAUUUCUUUAAAACAGUUAUGCUUCAAAAGUCACUGAUAGAUUUUACAAAAUGAACUGUUAUAAAGUAAGGAAUGAAGAUAAAUAUAUAUGAAUAGUAUGCCGAAUCGAUGCAUAAAUCAUAUAUAUUUAGUCAUACAGAGAGAUUGAGAAAAUGGAUGAUUUAAGUGACAUCAGUAUUAUAAUAGAUAUAUAUCGUACGGCACUAUUUAUUUGUUAAUCUACAUAUGAUAAUCAAUCGAUACAUGCAUAAAAUUGACUUGCUAUCGAUCCAAAGCGUUAUAUAAAUAAAUCAACAAAUAAAUGCAUAAAUAUAUAAAAUAUAUAGUAUAUCAAAAGAAAAUGAUAACAAUAUAAAUGUUCUAUUUUACACGUCAAUGUACAUACGAAUACUGACGUUGAAAUGCUAUGUAUGAAGAUGCAACAAAGAAAAAUGAUAUGUUACGUUAUCAACAUUUUUAUAAGAGUAUUUUUAACUGAUUUAUUUGUAAUGAGAUUGAAUUAAAAGUUAAUCCUCGAAAUAUAAUAAUCUAAUUUUCGAGUUACAAUUAAACUCAGUUGACUUUGGAAAGUAUGAUUUGACGAUAACUGGCCUACUUUACCGAUCGUUGUCAAUUAGUUGAAUGAGAAAAGAAAAACAGAUCUGAUGUAUUUAGAGGGGUCUGUCAAAUUAUAAAUCGAUAGCUGCGCGUAAUGCGCGUGCUAUCCGAUGACUUAAUAACGACGCGAUCGAGCAAGCGUUAUGAGCGCGCCUUGACGCGCAUAAUUUCGCGCUGUCGCCUGCAAUGCACAAAACCGUGGAAAUAUAUAAGUGUCUAGAUCUAGAUAGUAAUCGGCCGGACGUGAUAUGAUAUGUCAGCGUAAUGUCCGGCUAAGAUAGUCUUACAAAUACAUCUAAUAUACCUGCUGCGUGAGAGAGACGAGGCGAAGAACGGUCGUGUGCACGGCAAGGCACAUUUUUUGCCAUGCACCGAUCGCCUUCCAGCGAGGUCCAACUUCGCUGAUAGCUGAGUGAUGCUAUACUGAUCAUUGACAGGUAUGCUUGUACAAACAAUACAUAUAUAUGCAGCGUGUAAUUAUUAUUACGCUCUGUGCUGUAGAUGAAUUGAAGAUGUUGACGGCUAUCGAAAGCUCAUGGAAUUAAUUAUUCAUUCAUUCUCAUUUUACUACAAGUAUAACUCCGUCAUCCAAUUUCCUUUCAAAUAUUUCCACAAGAUUAUUUCAUAAAAAUAUCCAUCACACUCUCAGGAGAUCAAAGAGGAUUGUAACAUUUUAACGUUUCGUCUUUCUCGAGCUAUAUUUUUCAUCGUACUUUGAGAAAACGAUAUCUAAAUAUUAUUUAUCUACAAAUUUUAAUAAUGUACGAUCAUUAAGAUAUAAGUAUUACUUAUGGUAAGCUUUGCUGUUAAAAGCAGUCCACAAAGCCUAAAAGUUACAUUGAAAAGUCUAUAUUUUCACGUGAAAUACUAACACAUUAAAGGUAAAAAUGCACAGGAAUAAACAUAAAUUUAAGAAAUCAUAAAAACAGUACGAUGUCUAAAAAAGAAUGUCGUAUAAGCCAACUUGAUAAAUAUUACGUUAGACUUAGUAGAAGAAACGUCUACUUUCCUUCGUACAUAGUGUAAACUUUUUUUUAUUAACUCAAAGAAUAAUUCUAAAUAUAUUGUUUAACAUUUUCGAACUAGUAUAACAUUUAGAUUUUCAAAAUUAAAUCUGUUGAAAUAUUUGCUAAACUAAUCCCAAAUAAAAUGUACUUAAAAUAAUACAAAAAAUAAUGUUAUAUAUGCAUGUAUAGAAUUAUAUAUGUAUAUAUAUGCAUGUAUAGAAUUUUAUAUAUAUAAUUCUAUACAUGCAUAAUUUUAGAAUCAAUGUUAAAGUUCAGUAUUGUCAACUUUCUAAUUAAUGAUAUUAAAAAAAAACAAAUUAUUUAAUGUAAUUUAAGUAAUUCUAAAAUUAAGCAUGCCUAUAAUUAAUAAUAAGUUCCUUAUUGAUUUCUGAAAUGUAUGUCAUUAAACGAAGACUCUAUCUUCGAUUAUUAAAAAAUUUAAUAAAAAUGAUGUGAAAUAGGAAUCUUAAAAACUAAAACUAGAAAUAAAGUGCUAAAAAUAGAAAUAAAGUAGUUUUGAUGUAACUCAAUCUUUUUAGCUUAUUUAUUUUUACGUUACAAUUAUGAUAGAAGAUAAUGUGUAGAAGUAGUAUGCAGUAUUUCUGAAACUUAUAAAAAAUAUAGAAUAUAAUAUAAAUCUUAAUAUGUAAUUACAAAUCAAUACAAUUAAACGAACAUUAUUAAAACGCCAUAUGACCUAAUGGAAUAGCAAUAUUUUCAUGCACGCCUACUAACAUACGAAAAUUAUAACGAGAAUGUGCUGUAAUGCAAUCAAACUUAGUUUUUCAAAAGUCACAUUUCAAUUUAUAUUUCAUUAUUUUGUAUUAAAAACGAGGAACAAGCUUCGCUAUAAACGAAAAAAAUGAGAUGCACUUUUGAUCAUGAGAGUUGCAAUUUGCUGUCUAAUUCCCUGCGUAUUUACACAUAUCGAAUUAUAUAUAGAAAUAGUAUUAGUCAUAUUACGUAUUUACAUAUUUACAUAACUGUUAGUACUAAACCACCUUCAUUCUCAUGAAUUCGAAGUCAUCUGCAAAUAAAUUUAUAAAUGAUAUUUGAACUAAUUGACUUUGAUUUUAAUCAAUAUCUAAAUUUCAUGAACAUUAAUAAGUCAUUCUGAUUCCUUACAGUUUAUUAGUUUUAUCAUAUUUUUCAUACAUAUGUUACCUAGUCAAUAACUGAAAAAUAAUAGACCUGUUAAUUUAAUGUCAGUCUUGAGCUAUAAAUUUGAAAAAAGAUAUUAUUUUCAAAAUACUAUUAUACGGUGAAUGCAUUACUUAUAAAGAUAUUGUUCUCAGUCGUUAACAUAUUUUGUACGUUCAUAAGUAAUUGUUGAAUAUUGUUGACCUCAUUGAGUUAUAGUGAUAAUUUUGUCACUCCUAAGAUUAUAUAUUAACUCUGUAAUAAAGUGUAAAACUGCGCCUAAGUAAAAAAAUUUAUGCGAAUUAUAUGUAUAUUGUAUUUAUGUGUAUCUUAUAAAUAUUUAACAGACGGAGGAGUAAUUCCUCAAGAUUUACAAAUAAAAUAUUCGCACUACCCGACUUUUGCCAAAUAUGAAAGAGGGCUGCGUUAAAAAGCAUUUCGAUUCAAUUUAUAUCAUUUACCCUUUUCAUUAUUAUUAUUUUUUUGCAAUUUCAAAUGCAAACAAUAAUAUAGACAAAACAUUUUUCACCAUUUUAAUUUGAAAUUCCAUCAGGGUUCUAAUAUGGUUAUUGAACUUCUAUCAAUUAAUGCUCCGGAUUAAAAAUAAAAAAUGGCAUGAAUUAUAGUAACAAUGAAGUACAUGCCGAAACUUCCAAUUCCUGCACCUUCGAAAAUCGUAUCAGUAUAAUGAUUAAAUAUGUAAUGUCUAUGGAUAAUUGAUUUUUUAAUUUGAAUUAAAUUUGUGACGAUAAUAAUAUAAAAAAACAUUGUCAAACAAGACUAAAAGUACUAUUAUUAAUGCAAAAAAUAUUUUGAGGUAUUGAAAAAAAGAAGCGCGACAAAGUUUAUCAUAAUGAAUUUAUCAGCAAUAUUUAGAUGAUACAAAUACUUUUAAAUACUUUUUUCUUUUGACAUGUAUAUCUAAGUAGGAAAAAUAAUUGUUUCUAACCAAUUGAACGUAAGUAUGGCUGAAACAAUGUAAAGGCCUACUUGAUUUGAAGUAACAAUCUUACUAAAUUUAUACAGAUCAUUUUAUUGCAACAAUUGCAAAACUGUUUUCGUAAAAAGGUUGGGGAUAGCUGCGGUCUUUUUUUCCAACUACAAAACAGGAGGAGGUUUUGUGUAUUCAGCAUAAUUUUUUUAUGUAUUUUUCGAUGGGCUAAACUCACUUGAAAAGGUGUGUCAGUAAAUUGGUUUCAUUAUUGGAUAGAUUAAUGAACAAUUUUGGGCACUUUUGCAAUACAUUAAUUUAAAGUCGAUCUUUCUUCGAGUAACUUUCUGGAAAAAUUACUUGCAAUUUAUUACAGUGUAAUAACCAACAUCAAUAUUUUAUUACUUCGAUUCAGAAAUAUCUUUAUAUCGUUAUACUGAUUAACUAUACUAGAAAAUAAAAAUUUAGUUUGCACAAAACAAAUAUUUCAUUCAGUAAAUUAUUUAACGAUUCUUUAGUAAAAACAAUGUUAUCUCUUAGGAUUGCAGGAAGUUGAAAACUAAUCAGCAAAGUGUUGAAAGAUGCCGAUCAAUUGCUGUUGACUUUAUGUUAUUCUUUAUGUUAAUUUUGAAUAUUAUAUUUCUUUGCAUUAUUUGAUCGUUAUUUUGUAUAUUUCUCAAAAAGCUCGACAAGUUUGAGCGACUUAGUGAUACUUUUAGAUUCACAAAUCAGUCAGCAUACAAGCUUUUUAAAAAAGUUUCUAAUAAAAUUUUAUAAUUAAAAAGCUUAACUAAAAAAUCUAACGAUCUUAAAUUUUCAUUAUCGUUAUAUACAUAUAAUUGCGAAGAAUUGAAGAGAAUACAUAAAUUGAAUACUUGCAAUUGUAUAAUUAAAAAAAUUGAAAAAGUUCAACAUAGAGAAAAAUCAUAGAUUGGUUCAUUCAAAUAAUUCAGAAGCUAGAAAGUUUACAAAAGCCUACUUGCCUUUUACUGUGUCAAAUAUUUAUUUCUAGCAGGAUAAUGCAGGUAGUCCCGGUAAACCCAUGUGUUUAAAUUUAAACGUUUAAUAUAACGUCACCCAUAAGGAAUACACUGUCACUAAUUUUAAACACUUCUAAACGUUUAAAUUCAGUGACAAUGUAUUUCUUAUUGGUGAUGUCACGUUUGUACACUUAAAACAUUUAAAUCUAAAGACAAGAUUUUGAGGUUUUGCCGUGAGUAGAACAGAAACUAAAAUAGUUUGUAUGAAUAUUUAAUACAGUGUAGUUUAACACAGUAGUAAGUGUACCGUCUAAGCACUAGCGUUCACCCGACCACAAGUCACUCCAAUUCGAAAAACAAGUCUUACCUGCGAGCGGCUCUCUCUCUUUCACACACACCAUUAUUGUACACAUACACAUCAUCAUGCAAAUGUUUCAACACUAUGAUCUGUAAAAAUAUUCAUAUUAUUUUUCUAUCCAACCAGAAGAAUUAGUCGGUUCAUUUGAAUCUUUUGUGUCACAUAAUCGAGAGA
Messenger RNA from Phymastichus coffea, 7984 nucleotides. RefSeq names its product KH domain-containing RNA-binding protein QKI-like. NCBI's taxonomy places the organism in Eukaryota, Metazoa, Arthropoda, Insecta, Hymenoptera, Eulophidae. The record is from RefSeq and is a predicted model, not a curated record. Gene Ontology annotation, biological process: regulation of alternative mRNA splicing, via spliceosome. The coding region runs from base 355 to 1683 and encodes 442 amino acids. The transcript has 7 exons. Gene Ontology annotation, molecular function: mRNA binding. Gene Ontology annotation, cellular component: nucleus.